Drosophila subobscura is the source of this 1760-nucleotide messenger RNA. It is a transcript of the gene OdsH, whose product is annotated as homeobox protein unc-4. NCBI's taxonomy places the organism in Eukaryota, Metazoa, Arthropoda, Insecta, Diptera, Drosophilidae. The record is from RefSeq and is a predicted model, not a curated record. Bases 385 to 1689 code for a protein of 434 amino acids. The transcript has 4 exons. Gene Ontology annotation, molecular function: sequence-specific double-stranded DNA binding; DNA-binding transcription factor activity, RNA polymerase II-specific. Gene Ontology annotation, biological process: regulation of DNA-templated transcription.
CCCUCUCUCUCUCUGUCUCUCUGUGUGUGUUCCGUCUCUCUUGCUCGCUGUUAGGCCAUCUCUGUCUUGUGCCCACCCAAUCCGACUCCGGGCGCGACUCCACAACUCGGAGCGUAAUUUUAAUUCGAAUCAAUUUGUUUGUCGCCGCCGCGGCCGCUGCACAGUGGGUCGCCGCCAGAGUCCGGAGAGAGAGCUUGCAUUUGGGGGCUAGUAUCGUCUGCCAGGAUUUACUGGAUCCUUAGCACGGGCUGCGGGCUGCCACUCAGCUGCUCUUAUUUUGUAUUGCUAUUUUUUCCGAGUGUGUGCCGCGAGUGCCAUGCGAGUGACACCGCGGAGGUGACACUCGCCGUGAAUCGAAUCGACUUGAAUCGAUCCCUGCGCAGGAUGGACCACCUGAUCAAGCAGCUCCAACUGGCUGCCGCUGCUCGGGCGCAGGCGCAGAUCAACAACUCGAUGGCGCCACAUUCGCCUUCGCAUUCGCAUCCUCAUGCGGCAUCUGCCUUGCAUCUAUACGCGGCAGCCGUCAAUAUGCGUGUGCCCGGUUGGCCACCAUUUUUGGUGCUGCCGCCCCACAUGACGGACACGGAGACCGAGUCCGUGCCCAGCAGUUCCUCCUCCUCCUCCUCCUCCGUUUACAUGCUACGCCAAAUGGCUCUCAUGCAGCGGGCCAACGCAGCAGCAGCGGCAGCCGCCUUGCAACAUCAGCAGCCCCAGGAUCACGAUUUUCCCAUCAAAACGGAGCACCAGGAGGAGACAAAUCUCAACCAAAAGGAUCAGCGUACAAGCUCUGGCCAGCGACUGCAUAUCAAUGAUGGCCAGGAGGAGCAGGACGAGACGGCCAGCGAGGAGAGCAGCAAUGCACGCCACGAAACCGAAACCGAAACCGAAUCCAAUCCCAAUGCCAAUCCUCAAGCCAGUCCGGAUGCAGAGGCCGAUGGUGAUGGCGAUGCCUCGAAGCGGCGACGUUGCCGCACCAACUUCAGCUCGUGGCAGCUGGAGGAGCUGGAGCGAGCGUUCCUCAGCAGCCACUAUCCGGAUAUAUUCAUGCGCGAGUCGCUGGCCAUGCGACUGCACCUCAAGGAGGGACGAAUAGCGGUCUGGUUCCAGAAUCGUCGCGCCAAGUGGCGCAAGAAGGAGCACACAAAGAAGGGUCCCGGUCGACCGGCGCACAAUGCACAGCCGCAGAGCUGCAGCGGUGCGCCCAUUCCGCUGUCCGAGCUGAGGGCCAGAGAGCGGGCGCAGCGUUGCAAGCGAAUGGGAAAGUCGAUCGAGCGGCAGGCGCGCAAGCUGCGACUCAAGGGAAUCGAAGUGAACAUGGAGCGCUUGAGGGCGGACUACUUGGCUGCCCACAAGGACGACUGGCAGCAGCUGGAACUGGAACUGGAACUGGGACUGGGAGUACCCCAGCAUAGCUACGAUGAGGAGCACGAGGAUGGUGAUGAUGAUGAUGAUGAGGAGGAGCAGGACCAUGACGAUGAGCUGCCCAUCGAUGUGGUGAGCGUGGGCGACAGUCAGGACAAUUCGUACAGCUCCUCGAGAACCUACCCAAGGAGCAUCGGCAGCGAGCCCGACGAUCCUCGUAGCCGUGUGAUGAUCAAACUGGAGACACCACCAAAGGUGCCCCCACCCUCCCAGCACAAGAGUCUCUACAGCUCCCCCUUCAGCAUUGAGUCCUUGCUGGGCACAUAACGAAUGUCCUUAUCGAUGUUAGCAUUACGAGUAGCAAACGGCGCAAAUAGAUUUGGAUUUGGUGACCAACU